UAGCGAAAGUAGACCCGAACGAUCCCAACGCCGACCUAAACGCAGUCCUCGGGAUUACGGAUGAGAAAUGAGUGCGCGCCUAGAGUGAGCUAGGAGGAGAAGGGAGGUGGUUCCUUGUUCUGCAUGUGCGAUAAGGCUGGUGUACUGCGGGAUGGUGACGAGAAGAACCGGAGGAAAAGCGACGUGUACCCCUGUAUUACUUUGUGCCUACUGUACAACAUAGACUUCGCUGGAUGGGCACCUUUCAAUAUCAGACAUAACGUAACUUACAUUAAGCUUGGCUAGGGCAAAGGAGUGAGAGCAUCGUUUUAUUCUAUAUGUG
Molecule: messenger RNA, 322 nt
Organism: Lindgomyces ingoldianus
Lineage: Eukaryota; Fungi; Ascomycota; Dothideomycetes; Pleosporales; Lindgomycetaceae
Exons: 1
Coding region: 124-285 (53 amino acids)
Source: RefSeq, a predicted model, not a curated record